GGACCACUGUUUGCAUAACUGUCAGGGUUGAUCGUAAUUAGCUAGAAUCUAUUAGCGUUAAUCAAGGCUUUAGCAACGUUUUAGCAUGGGUGUUCUACGUGACGAAACGAAUAUAUUUUCAUAUGAAAGUUCCGGCGACGACCUAGAAAAGUUGGAAAAUGAUGUUAGAGAAGAAAUGUUGGUACAAAAUUUGAAGCAUCAUAGAAAAACUUUAAACAAAAAUAGAUUCCAAUUAAAUAGCCUACAACUGGACAGUGGUAAUCAAGGAUCCAGUAGAAAGACAGGGGUCAAGAAGUCAAGGAGAGGUGAAAACAUGAAGUAUCUGUUGAAUUUGAUGGAGAAGGAUGAUGACAGUGAGCUCAGUAUGGAGGUCGGUGAACCAAGCAUGUCGGUGUUUGCAGAACUCUUCAUGGAACAGGAGAAAAUGAAGGUUUGGAAAGAUUUUAUGAAUAGCUCGGAGGAAGAGCAGGGCCGAAUUCUGCAGCAGGGGAAUACAACAGACAAUAAAGACAGAUAUAAAGAAAAUGUUGAGGAGGAACAUAUGGAUAGUUGGGAGGAAAUACCAGAUAACAGGGCUGUUCACCCAGCCUAUACUGCAGAAGAGUGCUAUCAAAGACUUGAUAGGAACAUCAAACUGUUUUUUAAACGCCGCAAUAUUCCUAUGGGGAUACUCAACAACUUGGAGCAGGAUUUGAUAUCAUUCUUCAAGGAUUGGCCAGGGUCAGUUUAUGUAUCCAAGCUUACAUCAAGUUUUGAGAGAAUGCUCCUCCAUGCCACCUGUCAGUACCUCAACCUCUCCUCAACAAGUUUUGAUGAUGGUAACUGUCGACAGACCCACGUGGAGAACAAAUUGUCAUCGUUCUCUCCUCCAUCUGUACUCCUCAGCAGCUACCUACAGAAAGCAGCACUGUCAUGACAACUCUCACUACUCUGUAUAACUUCUCCACAUCUGCCAUAUAGGUGGUGAAAAAAUCCGUGCUUUGCUAAUGAUCAAUGUUAAUCAUAGAGAGACCCACUGUUUAUGAUGCUGUAAAUCUGAAGUAAAAUUCUGUUUCUUUAUUUAUCAAUACCUUGAAUUUUCAACAUGCAAGUUGGAAAAGUUUUGAUUAAAUUUUGUUGGGAAAUAUGUAUUUGAAUUAAAAAAAAAAAAGAAUCAUAAAUUAACAAUAGCUCUAAAAGUUCUUAAAUCUAUUUUUUUUUCUUGAUACCUGAGAAAUAGAUGUUUUAUAAAGAAAUGAAGAAAUACAAUAUUUAUUUUAAAUUAAAGUGAAUGCAGUAUCAUUAAAAAUAAAAAAUAUUUUUUUUUUUUGUAUUGUUUAAAAAUAAAAAUGUUGAUGAUUUUAUGUUAUACACAAGGAUGUGUACACAAAUAUUAAACUACUUUCAUCAGAUUGUAACAAAUAUGUUUUAUAGGAAUGUUGUGUUUCUAAAGAAUGAAGCUUCUUACAAAGUUUUCCAUCUGCUUCCUAACCAAAUAAAAUUAUCCAAUACCACUAAGAAAUAAAAUUGCAAUUGAGUUAGUAAAAAAAAAACCAUGACAAUAUGCAAUAGAAAAAAAGUGCUGUAAAUACCAGAUACCAGUAGGUUGUAUUUUGAUAGCUUACCAAGCAUAUUUUUACUUAUAAUUAUAAUUUACACCUAUGUGGUACAUGUGUUGUAAAUUGACACACUGCCAGUUGAAGAAUGGUCAGUAUGUUUUACUUUUAGAUAUCAAAUAUUGUUCAAUGCCUCUUAUUACCAUAGGAACAUAGCAGCAUUGUAUUAUGAUAUAUUUAUUUCAUUUUUGAAACAAAUAUUCGUCUGAUUUUUAAAUGUAAAUGUAAAAUUUCAUACUUUUAGCAAAAAAGUGAAUAUUGGUCAUUUGAAUAUGGAAUGCUUUUCUUUUUGUGGUAAUCUUAGACUUGACCUGGAUUCUGUUUACAGACCUAGCUGGGGAUGUCCCUAUUCAACAUCGAGGUUCAUUUAUAGAUUUUGACUCCCAUACAGAAAUAUGAUGCUGUGACUCUGAAAAUUGUGAAGUUACAACCUUUAUAGUAAAAGAUUUAAAGAUCUGAACAGAAAGUCAGUUUCAGACAAAUCAAAAUUCAGAUCCUUUGUUGUUUCAAAUAAGCUGUACAUGUGGCUGUAUGUUUGGUGCAUUUUGGGAGGAGUUAUCUCCCUUACAAGAUUUCAGAAUUCCAUAUGUAUAUAACAAAGUGUACAUUUGGAUAAGAUAUUUAUAAAUUAUUUGGAAUGAAUGAAUCUCUACAAAUGCUAAUACUGUUAAAACAAAUUUUAAACUCUUUACAUUACAUAUGUUCAAGUAUUUGCAGAAAAUAUGUGCAUGAAAUAGUUUAAAUUCUAAUGAAAAAAAAAGAUUUAGACAAGACAUUCUGAUAUUACAUCAUACAACUGAUUAUAAUCAGCCCACCUCCAUUUGUUAUGUUUAACUUAUUGUUAUUUUCAGAUAUAUUUAAUAAAUAUCCUACAUAUUUGAUGUAGAUAAUAAACAAAGAUACAAUCUAUGAUGGAUAUAAUAAAUAUAUCAAAA
Messenger RNA from Pecten maximus, 2530 nucleotides. Its product is annotated as R3H domain-containing protein 4-like. The transcript is spliced from 7 exons. Gene Ontology annotation, molecular function: nucleic acid binding. The record is from RefSeq and is a predicted model, not a curated record. Bases 86 to 916 code for a protein of 276 amino acids. Lineage: Eukaryota; Metazoa; Mollusca; Bivalvia; Pectinida; Pectinidae.